AUGGGGCCACGAAUCGAAAGAGACGUGGAUCAAUUACAAAAGCUCAGAACAACAUUGGUAGUUUCACAAUCCCAAUUAGAUAGAGGAAAUUCAGUUCACACGAUACUUCUGUUCCGCCCACAAGAGGAGCAAAAAAACCCUCCACAAUCCAUAAAAUGUAUGUAUACAAAGUUUGGAAUCAUAAGAACAAACCUGAGGACGAGGGAGAAAUUGAAGGCAGGUAAAGAAAAUGAGCAGGAAGAGAUAAGGCAUACCUCGAAGGGGUUGGCAGCGGCGGCGGUGGUGGUGUCGCUGGAGCGUAAGAAAGAGAGAGAGAGAAAUAAAUG
This is a messenger RNA of Ilex paraguariensis (yerba mate), 326 nucleotides long. NCBI's taxonomy places the organism in Eukaryota, Viridiplantae, Streptophyta, Magnoliopsida, Aquifoliales, Aquifoliaceae. The record is from the annotation of a GenBank genome assembly.